This is a messenger RNA of Prionailurus viverrinus (fishing cat), 5640 nucleotides long. RefSeq names its product transient receptor potential cation channel subfamily V member 5 (gene TRPV5). Lineage: Eukaryota; Metazoa; Chordata; Mammalia; Carnivora; Felidae. Gene Ontology annotation, molecular function: calcium channel activity; protein binding. Bases 2261 to 4462 code for a protein of 733 amino acids. Gene Ontology annotation, cellular component: membrane. The record is from RefSeq and is a predicted model, not a curated record. The transcript is spliced from 16 exons. Gene Ontology annotation, biological process: calcium ion import across plasma membrane.
GCAGGCCUUGCGCUGUCAGCACAGAGCCCAACGCGGGCUCUUGAACUCACGAGCUGUGAGAUCAUGACCUGAAUGGAAUCAAGAGUUGGACACUCAACUGACUGAGCCACCUAGGUGCCCUGUAGUUAGAGUCUUUAAAGAAGCAGCAGCAUGGCAGUGAGGCCAGGAUCCCAAAUAACAGAUUUCCAGAAACUUGCCUCAAAGCCCCAAUGCGUGCCAGGCCCGUGAAGCUGGUGAGCACAGACCUGCUGGCAGUAAUGGGCAGUGGCUAAUUAUCUGCUUCCCAGAGCAGAGAUGGCUGGGGAUGGGGCAGGUGGGAUUGGGGAGGUAGGAUGGAGUCCUGCCCUGGUAAACCAGAAAGCAAUGCAGGCCAGGAGCUACAGGGCAGGUGCUGGGGCAGGUGGGAGGAGAUUGUGGGCACACUUGAGCUAUCACAACCCUCUCACACCACUCGUGGAGCCCAUGCAUCCCACGCCUGAGUGAACCACCAAGUGCAUGUGCAGGAACGUGUACCCUUUCUGGAAGACGGAAUUGUAGACGUGGAGUACAGCUGGACCUCUGCUAGCAGAGUGCUCACCAGGAGGCCCCCCUGGGACAGCUGCAACCUCUUGUAUACUUCCCGCCCACCCAGGCCAGGUGACUGGGGAGUGGUACAUGAGGUCACUGGACGUUGGGGGAAGAAAGAUUCAAGUAAGCAGGUGACCCUGUUCACCCCUACCGUGCACUCAUUGACCUUCAUGUCCAGGAAACAAUGCUUGGGUGGAAAAAAGUCACUAAUCUGGUUACUUUGGGGGAGGAGCUUCUUGGUUCCAGGCAAAAAGAGAAGCCAACCCAGGCUCAGUGCGUGUGGAUGGGGAGGGCCGCUGGGGGUGGGACAGGCAGGCGUGAAAAGAACUGGGUUGUACUGACCACCGUUCCUUGCGUUUCCUCACCACCUGCUGCUGGUUCCCUGUGUUGGGAGAGACAAUUCGAGAAGGAAUUUAAUUUGUUUUAGUACAAAAGCAAUUUAAGAAGUCUGGAAAACAAAAAGGUAAAAGAAGAGGGGAGUCCCCUGCUCCUGAAGACCCCCCAAGGUCCUGUGUCCCCCCAAGUCUCUCACAUCUGUACAGGCCGAAGAUUCAGAAGAAAAAGCAAGUUAUGGCGGAUGAUUUGGAGCUAAUUUUCCAACUUUAAAGCCAGUCUAGUUUUGUUACUAGCCGUGGGCCAUCACCCUCCCUCUCUGUGCUCUGCCCUUCUCUUUAGAAAAUUAGGAGAGCCCUCAGCCUAUUCCCAGGUACCGCAUCUGUCUCCUGGGUGACUCGAAUUCAGUAACAAGCAUUUCCAAUCAGAAGAGAAAUAGAAACCACCCUAUUAGAAAAUAACACAAAAGGUCAUGUGUCCUCAGUCCUGCCUCAUCAUUCCUGAAGAGAGUCCCCAGAUUUCUCUGUCCACCACCUCGGCUCAGCUCCUGCUGUUCCAGUUCUGGGGUCUCCCCUGACUGGGGCUCCACAAAGCUGGGAAGGAAGAGAAGUUUCACUGAGGACGUGGCCUGGAAGCCUCCGGGAGGCUGGCUGCAAGGUUGAGAACAGAGACAACCACAAAGACCGCAAUGCAGACAAGCAGCGCUCAGGGCUUGGAGCCCAUCUGCGGAAGGAGAACCAAUAGUCACUGAACUCUUAUGCUCAGGCUUUACAGACACAUGAGACAGUACAAUUAUUGGCCCCGUUCUACAGAUUGGAAGACUGAGGCCUGGGAAGCUCACUUAACUGAUCUGUAAGGGGCCAAGAGCCAGAGUUCAAACCAGAACCUGCCUGAUGGUCAAGCUGGAGGGCUUUUACUUUUCUACUUUCCUGUAUCCCAAUAAGUGCUCACCUUGCAUGUGGGGCCCACAUUCUGGGCUUCAUCCUUGCUCCCCCUCUACAUCCCACAGCCUCCUAGCCUUCCCCUGUCUCCCCUGCAGCCCCAGCCCACUGCUGGGAAGGAAGUUCCCUCCUCCACCUCCCCUCCCAGCAGCUCUAGAGCAGGUUCUGUGCCCGGGGGCUCUCUAGAGAGAGCUCCUCCCAUCCAGGUAAAGCCACAUUCUCCUGGCAGGGCCCCCAGUCACCUCACUGCAUACACACACACUCCACCCACAAACUGCACGCUGUAUACACAAGUCACACUGGAGGUAUACUCACUCUCAGUCCCAACCCCAAACAGACCCCGCCUCCUCCUCUGUGGACUCCUAGACCGGCUCCUUUUACCACAUUCCCUAACCUGCCAGUGCCUGAAAGAAGACGAUAUGGGGUCUCCUCCACCUAAGGCAGAGGGGCCCAGGGUCCAACUCCAGAAACUUCUGGCCUCCUGGCUGCUCAGAGAGCAGGACUGGGAUCAGCAUCUGGACGAGGCCCACAUGCUGCAACAGAAGAGGAUCCGAGAGUCUCCACUGCUUCAGGCAGCCAAGGAAAAUGACCUGUGUGCCCUCAAGAAACUUCUGCUGGACCGAAGCUGUGAUUUCCGACAGAGAGGAGCCUUGGGGGAGACUGCGCUGCAUAUAGCGGCCCUCUAUGACAAUCUCGAGGCCGCCGUGGUGCUGAUAGAGGCUGCCCCGGAGCUGGUCAAGGAGCCCACCUUGUGUGAGCCAUUUGUAGGUCAGACCGCCCUGCACAUAGCCAUCGUGAACCAGAACGUGAACUUGGUGAGAGCCCUGCUUGCCCACGGGGCCAGCGUGUCUGCGAGAGCCACAGGCACGGCGUUCCGCCACAGCCCCCGCAACCUCAUCUACUUUGGGGAGCACCCCUUGUCCUUUGCUGCCUGCGUGGGCAGUGAGGAGAUGGUGAGGCUGCUCAUUGAGCAUGGAGCUGACAUCCGGGCCCAGGACUCCCUGGGAAACACCGUGUUGCACAUCCUCGUCCUGCAGCCCAACAAGACCUUUGCCUGCCAGAUGUACAACCUGCUGCUGUCCUAUGAUGGGCGCAGGGACCACCUGCAGUCCCUGGACCUCGUGCCCAAUCACCAGGGUCUCACCCCCUUCAAGCUGGCCGGAGUGGAGGGCAACACCGUGAUGUUCCAGCACCUGAUGCAGAAGCGGAAGCACAUCCAGUGGACCUACGGGCCGCUGACCUCCACUCUCUACGACCUCACCGAGAUCGACUCCUGGGGGGAGGACAUGUCCUUUCUAGAGCUGGUGAUUUCCUCCAAGAAGCGAGAGGCUCGCCAGAUCCUGGACCAGACCCCAGUGAAAGAGCUGGUGAGCCUCAAGUGGAAGAGAUACGGACAGCGGUACUUUCACAUUCUGGGUGCCUUGUACAUGCUCUAUAUGAUCUGUUUCACCGCCUGCUGCAUCUACCGCCCCCUCAAGUUCCGCUUGGGCAACCGCACAGAUCCCCGGGACAACACAGUCCUCCAGCAGAAACUGCUGCAGGAGGCCUAUGUGACUCAGCAGGAUAAGAUCCGUCUGGUGGGGGAACUGGUGACCAUCAUGGGGGCUGUGAUCAUCCUGCUCCUGGAGAUCCCGGACAUCUUCAGGGUUGGUGCUUCUCGCUAUUUUGGACAGACUAUCCUCGGGGGACCGUUCCAUGUCAUCAUCAUCACCUAUGCCUGCAUGGUGCUGGUGACCAUGGUGAUGCGGCUCUCCAACAUGAACGGGGAGAUGGUGCCCAUGUCCAUUGCCCUGGUGCUGGGUUGGUGCAGUGUUAUGUACUUCGCUCGAGGAUUCCAGAUGCUUGGUCCCUUCACCAUCAUGAUACAGAAGAUGAUUUUUGGAGACUUAAUGCGCUUCUGCUGGCUGAUGGCUGUGGUUAUUCUGGGAUUUGCCUCAGCGUUCUAUGUCAUUUUCCAGACAGAGGACCCAUCCAACCUGGGGCAAUUCUAUGACUAUCCCAUGGCACUGUUCAGCACCUUUGAGCUUUUCCUCACCGUCAUUGAUGGGCCUGCCAACUACGAAGUGAACUUGCCCUUCAUGUUUGGCAUUGUCUACUUUGCCUUCACCAUCAUUGCCACGCUGCUCAUGCUCAACCUGUUCAUCGCCAUGAUGGGUGAUACACACUGGCGGGUGGCCCAUGAGCGGGAUGAGCUCUGGAGGGCCCAGGUGGUGGCCACCACAGUGAUGCUGGAGCGGAAGCUGCCUCGCUUCCUGUGGCCUCGCUCUGGGAUCUGCGGGUGCCAGUAUGGGCUGGGGGACCGCUGGUUCCUGCGAGUUGAGAACCACCAUGAUCAAAAUCCUUUGCGAGUGCUUCGCUACGUGGAAGCUUUCAAGGGCUCAGACAAGGAGGAUGGACAAGAGCAGCUUUCUGAGAAACAGCCCUCUGUUUCUGUGAUCGAAAGUGGGACACCAGCCAGAGUCUCUCUGGCCCCUCCAACGCCUUCCCUAUCCCGGACCACAUCUCACAGCAGUAGCAGCCACUGGGGCUGGGAGAUCCUGCGUCGCAACACAUUAGGACACGUGAAUCUUGGGCUGGACCUUGGUGAGGGAGAUGGAGAGGAAAAUAUCUAUCAUUUAUGAUGAGGACCCCUGUUUCUAUUGGCCUGAAAAACAGGUGGGCCUAAAUGGAGGGAAGUAUCUGAUUGUUUUGCCUGUUAAUCAUGAGAGGGGAUAGGCAGAAUAAUUCUUAAAGGUCAUGUCUCAUCCUUCACAUUAGCAUUUCUGGAGAUGGGCAAUGGACGUCUGUUGUCCCACAUAUCUUCCGGUUUCCUGAAAGUCCCACAUCUUGAGAAAAGAAGGUGUCUCUUAGAGCAAAGUUGGAUUUAGCCAUCAAAGACAUGAACUAGGGAUGCUAGACUAACAUCUGGAUCAUCUUUCUUUCUGCCUCAUGCAGGCACUAGAAAGUAGUGAGCUGUGAAGCCUGCUUGGUUCCACAAGGCUUAAUGUGGGAAGAUCCAGGCAUGGCACCGAGGUUAUGGCCCUUCCCUUUUCCCCUGUAGGACUCUCUCUCACCCCACAACCAACCCCCAACUAGAAAACUGCAAUAAGAAAGGUUCUUUAUCCUUGCUUUAUUUUUCAGAAAUUUUAUUGUGGGAAGAUACACAUCACAUAAAUUUACUGUCUUAACCAUAUGUAGGUAUACAAUUCAGUGGCAUUAGGUACAUUUACACUGUUGCAUAAUGAUAACUACUAUUCAUCCACAGGAUGCUCUCAUCAUCUCAAACCAAAACUCUGGUACUCAUUAAACAUUAACUCCCCACUGUCCCCUCCACACAGUCCCUCAUAACCAAUAUUCUACUCCACGUCUAUGAAUUUGACUACUCUAGGUACCUCAUACAGGUGGAAUCAUUCAAUAUUAAUUCUAUUGUGUCUGGCUUAUUUCACUUAGCAUAAUAGUUUCAAGAUUCAUCUGUGUUGUAGCAGGCAUCAGAAUUUUAUUCCUUUUAAGGGUCAAAUAAUAUUUCAUUGUAUGGAUAUAUCACAUUUUAUUUAUCCAUUCAUCCACUGAUGGGUAUUAGGAUUGUUUCCACCUUUUGGCUAUUAUGAGUAAUACUGCUAUGAACAUUGGCAUAUAAUUCUCUUCAAGUUCUUGCUUUCGAUUUCUUCGGGUGUAUCCUUAGCUGUGGAAUGGCUUGGACUUAUGGCAAUUAUUAUUUAAUUUUUUGAGGAACUGCCACACUUUGUUGUGUUUCUUUCUUUCUUUCUUUCUUUCUUUCUUUCUUUCUUUCUUUCUUUUUCUCCUUCUCCUUCUUUUUGAU